AUGUAUAUUGAAGAUAAUAAAGAAGAAUCAUCAGUAGCUGAUGUAGAAGAUAUUAAAGAAUCAUCAUUUUCUCAAUUAGAAUCAUUAGAACAACUUCAAGCAGAAUUGAUUGAUGAUACUGCUGCUCAAUUAACAACAGCUCGUGGUAAUGAACGUUUAACUGCAACAUUAACAGAUACUAUGCAUGAAGAUACACAAUAUUUACUUCGCUUAUUUGGCAUUCCAUAUCUUGUAAGUCCAACAGAAGCUGAAGCACAAUGUGCUUAUUUAGAUUUAUCAAAUCAAUGUGAUGGCGUUAUAACAGAUGAUAGUGAUGUUUGGUUAUUUGGUUCAUCACAUGUUUAUCGACAUUUUUUUCGUCAAGAUCAAUUAGUAGAAUAUUAUGAUGGGACAAUAAUUUUAAAUCAAUUAGGUUUAGAUCGAGAAUCAAUGAUUGCAGUUGGUAUGAUUGUUGGUUCAGAUUAUACGAAAGGUAUUCCAAAUGCUGGUAUUAUGACAGCAUUAGAAAUUCUUCAAGAAUUUCAUGGAACGUGCAUGGAACGAUUAGAAAAAUUUCGACGUUGGUGGAAAAAAGCACAAAAAUCAGAUUAUAAAACUGAGUCAAAAGUAUUGAAACGUUUGAAAAAUUUAGAACUUUUUGAAGGUUUUCCAAACAAAGCUAUUUAUGAUGCGUAUAUUAAACCAAAAAUCGAUUAUGAUCAAACAAAAUUUACAUGGGCAAUGCCACAACUUGAAUUGAUCCGAGAAUUUAUUGGAACUAAACUUAAAUGGGAUCGACGAAAAAUUGAUGAUAUGAUUUUACCAGUAAUUAAACGAAUGAAUACAAAAGAAAUUCAAUCACGAAUUGAUUCAUUUUUUGCUCCAUAUGCAUUUGAAAAUAAUUCAAAAUCAUAUAGAAAAAAUACACGAUUACAAUCUGCAAUUAAUUUACUCAAAGAAAGAACUCAAGAAGCAAAAGAUAUUCCGUUAGAAAAUGAGAAUAAUGAUGAUGAAGAUGAAGAUGAUAACAUUCCAAUUCCAGAAAAACAACCGUUAAAAAAAAGAAAACGAACAAAAAAUACAAAAUUAAUGAAUAAUGUAUUAGAUACUGCAAACAAAACAAAUCGAAGAUCAAAAAAGAAAAUAACUAUUACUUCUCCUGUCUUAUCAGAUGAUGAUGAUAAUUCAUAA
Molecule: messenger RNA, 1170 nt
Organism: Adineta steineri
Lineage: Eukaryota; Metazoa; Rotifera; Eurotatoria; Adinetida; Adinetidae
Source: the annotation of a GenBank genome assembly